UUUUUUUUUUUUUUUGGGUAAUGGAUGCUCCGCGCAGACAAAGGGAGGAGGUUCCCGUGCGGUGGGUGUCAAUUACCGCCCACGGAGCGCAGAAGCCGCAGCUUCGGACGCGCACUGCCACAUCACGCGUCGUCGUCGUCCGCCAGCUUGGCUGCGUCCAGGCAUGCGUCCCACGGGCAUAGCGGUGCUCCUGCUCUCCCUGACGAGCGGCCGCUGGUGCGUCCCGCAGCACAGCUGUCAGCCUGAAGACGAGCUCGUGGGAAGAUGCAACGACAAUGUGUAUGAAGAGAAACCUACCUGUACGGAGCUGAACCUGGGCUACUGCAAUGACCUGGAAUACUCUAGAACCAUAUUCCCAAACAUCCUCGGCCACCAGAGUCGCCUGGAGGCCGAGUCAGGCGCCGAGUACCUCCUGCUGAGCGUCGCCCACGGCCUGCUGGGCGGCGAGUGCUCCCCGGAGAUCCGCCUGGUGGGCUGCUCGGUGCUGGCGUCGCCGUGCCGGGACGACAGGAUGGUCAAGCCGUGCCGCAGCGCCUGCGAGGCCCUGCGGAGGGACUGCGCCCACGCCUUCGAGGCCGUGGACAUGGCCUGGCCGUACUUCCUCGACUGCGACCGCUUCUUCGCCGGCGACGAGGAGGGCUGCUUCCACCCGCUGGCGAAGCUGAAAGCCAGACAGGAGGUGGCGAUGUCCCGCGAGGGACCCAGCACCAUCAUCCAGUUCACCCACACGUCCAACUCGCAGAUGUACGGCAUCCUGAAGAGAACCGCGGCCAAGUGCUCCCACGUCGCCCGCGUCUACAGCAUCGGACGCAGCUCAGAGGGCAGAGACUUGCUCGUCAUUGAGUUCUCCAACAACCCUGGACAGCAUGACCUACUGGAGCCGGAGAUCAAGCUAGUGGGCAACAUGCACGGCAACGAGGUGCUGGGCCGCCAGCUCCUCAUCUACCUGGCCCAGUACCUGUGUUCAGAGUACAACCUGGGGAACCAGCGCGUCCAGGCCAUCAUCAACACCACGCGCGUCCAUCUUCUGGCCUCCAUGAACCCCGACGGCUACGAGCUGGCCGCCUCCGAGGUAGAGGAUCGCGGUGACCCGGAGCUCAGCGACCAGGAAAUGUUUCAGGGCCACUUGUUGAACAGUUGGACCGUGGGAAGGACGAACGCCCAGAACAUCGACCUGAACCGCAAUUUUCCCGACCUCACCUCCGUCUUCUACCGGAACCGGCGGAGCAAGCUCUACCGCAUCGACCACAUCCCGAUUCCAGACGCCUACUGGUUCGGAAAUGUGGCGCCAGAGACCUACGCGGUGAUGAAGUGGCUCAGGUCGCUGCCGUUCGUUCAGUCCGCCAGCCUCCACGGAGGGGAGCUGGUGAUCUCCUAUCCCUUUGACUUCUCCAGACACCCGCACGAGGAGAGGAUGUUCUCACCCACUCCAGAUGAGCAGAUCUUCAAGCAGCUGGCGCGCACCUACGCGGAUUCCCACGCCACCAUGUCGGACAACGACACGGAGCGCUGCGGGGCCUCGUUCCACCGGAACCGGGGCAUCAUCAACGGAGCGCUGUGGUACAGUUUCGCCGGAGGCAUGUCCGACUUCAACUACCUGCACACGAAUUGCCUGGAGAUCACCGUGGAGCUGGGCUGUGACAAAUUCCCCCCGGAGGCGGAGCUGUAUCCGGAGUGGAAGAGGAACAAGGAAGCUCUGCUCACGUUCCUGGAGUCUGUCCAUCGAGGAAUAAAGGGGCUCGUUCAGGAUUCGGACGGAAAUGGGAUAAAAGGUGCGACUAUCUCUGUGAGGGGGAUCCGGAAAGACAUCACCACAGCCGAGGCCGGCGACUACUGGCGGCUGCUGAACCCCGGCACCUACGUCGUGACGGCCACGGCCAAAGGUUACUCCAAGGUCAGCAAGAGGGUCCACCUGCCCAGGAGCCUGAACAGGGCCGGCCGCGUCGACUUCGUCCUGCAGAAGGUCCCCGUGGAGCCCGAUAUCGACGACCACCUCUUCCCCCUUAGAGACACGUGGGAUCGAUUUGACCCCUACAACAACUUCGAGCGUAACACUGAGCCGGAGGAGAGUGAAGGAGGGAUCGAGCGGCAGGAGAAGCCGUGGUGGUGGAACUACUUCUCCCAGUCGGGCGUCUCACCGCCGCACUGGCUACUGCGAAAUGUGUAGGUCCAACACACCUGUGGAGAGAGGGUGAGCCGCAAGAACACUGACACUGACGAUCAAGCCUGAAGAGAUGUCAGUGAUUCCUGGAAAGACGCGAAUAGGCACGUUUUUCCCCACCAGCAACAGAUUACAUUGUGUCUUGUCUUUUAAAGUAAUGGUUAAGUUGUUAAGUCGUUUCAAUGAAACCACAGGGAAGUAAAAAAAAUCAGGUUCCAAAACAUUCCACAUUUUAAAAUGUUGUUUGUUAAAAGUAACAUACUUACCGGUACUUAUAAAUAUGAUAUUAGAAUCACAACAGCAGCUCUGCAAAUUAUAGUCUUUCUUCUUUAUUUCAUUCCACAGGUGAUUUGUUCUUAUGUAACUAUGCUACAUUUAAUGCACUAUAAUGUACUACACUCACAUGCACAUAUGCAACUUAUAUUCAGCACCACGCGUACGCUUAGUUUAGUCACGUGCCACUUGUAAACACUUGCAGUUAUUCCUUUGUUUGAAGUAUAAACAAUAAAUCAAAUUUCGCCA
This is a messenger RNA of Betta splendens (Siamese fighting fish), 2683 nucleotides long. RefSeq names its product carboxypeptidase Z (gene cpz). The record is from RefSeq and is a predicted model, not a curated record. Gene Ontology annotation, molecular function: zinc ion binding; metallocarboxypeptidase activity; protein binding. NCBI's taxonomy places the organism in Eukaryota, Metazoa, Chordata, Actinopteri, Anabantiformes, Osphronemidae. Gene Ontology annotation, biological process: proteolysis. The coding region runs from base 164 to 2167 and encodes 667 amino acids. The transcript has 13 exons.